This is a messenger RNA of Trichoplax adhaerens, 1971 nucleotides long. RefSeq lists its product as uncharacterized. Gene Ontology annotation, biological process: mitotic cell cycle; microtubule nucleation. The record is from RefSeq and is a predicted model, not a curated record. The coding region runs from base 1 to 1971 and encodes 656 amino acids. The transcript is spliced from 14 exons. Gene Ontology annotation, molecular function: gamma-tubulin binding. Gene Ontology annotation, cellular component: pericentriolar material; ciliary basal body; spindle pole. NCBI's taxonomy places the organism in Eukaryota, Metazoa, Placozoa, Uniplacotomia, Trichoplacea, Trichoplacidae.
AUGGCGGAUAAUUCAAAGUUGGCCAGUUGUGGAGAAGAUAUCAAGAUAUGGAGCGGGAUCGAUAUGCAGUUAUUGCAUUCAUAUAACCCCCACUCCAAUGAUACUAUAACAGGACUAGCAUGGGGUCAUAAUAAUCAUGUCAUGUGCAGCACGGCAAGUGAAUCAAAUCGUAUUAUCAUCUCAUCCAUGAGAGGCUCUCCUGUUAAACUGAUUGAAUUAGAGGCUGAGGGCCAAGUUAACUGUGCAGCAUUCAAUUCAAACUCUCGCUAUGUUGUCGUGGGAUCGCAAUCAGCCGAAGUAUCUAUAUUUGAUCUAAAGUCUCGUAGCAUACAAAAAGUUUUCAAGAGUCAUACGGAUCCGAUUACGUGUGUUUCUUUCUCCAAUCGUGACCAGUACAUUGCCUCUGGUGCCAUUAAUGGUCAUGUAAGAAUUGAUAAUGUCACUACAUCACAAUCGAGUUCGCCGUUAAUUGCUGAAAAUUGCCAGGCCAUUCGCGCUCUACAGUAUUCACACUUCAGAACUUCAUUACUUGGUGUGGCUAGCGAUAGCGGAGAGAUUAAUUUGUGGGAUAUAAACAGUAUGAAAUUAUGGUGGUCAUCAACUGAUGCGCAUUUUGCUCCGGCAACUGAUCUCUCAUUUUCAACUGUGAAUGAUAUGUUAUUAGCGACUGUUGGCUUAGAUAAACGUAUUGUCUUAAGUGAUGUUAAAUCGAAAAAAGUGGUCAAAGUAAUUGAAGCUGAUGGACCGCUUUCCACUAUCGAUUUUAAUACUGACGGAGCUACAUUAGCAGUUGGAACAAGUCGUGGUAAGAUCAUCUUGUUUGAUCUUAGAACGGGAUCUGUCCCAUUAAGGAGUGCGAACGCACAUUCAUCUCGAGUUAAUAAGUUGUAUUUUCAAAAUCAAUUCGUAAAGGAACUUAAUAGUGGUCGUCCUGCUAAACAAGUAAAUAUUAAUAAAGCUCCCUCGCUACAGCAUCCUGUUCAGAGUAGCACACCAGCUGUAGCAAGUUUAUCUAUGUCAAAUCAGUCCAGAAAAGUAUCUGGUGAGGUGAACACAGCACCCACUACUGGUAGAAGUGAUUUGUUUUCACCAGUUAGAGAAGUUUUUGGAGAUACAUCAACGGACGUUAACGUUUCGAAUAACUCGCAAUUCAACCGAUUGCAACAGUUCGGUCCAGGUAUCUUUUCACCCGUUAAUUCCAAUACAAUCGUAACAACUCAAUCGACCGAUAGAGAUACAUUUGAGGAAUACCGCGCGGCUAAUACUGGAGAAUCAACCAUUAAGCAGGAAAGAUCGCUGGAAGAAAUUAAAAAGAGAUAUGAGGAAAUUCAACGCAAUGCUGAUAAUACAGAAGCAUUAAAUUCAAAUUUAAAUAACUCACCUCACCCUCGUAUUGGCCAUGCUAAAGUGAGAAGCAAUUCCCGCUCACUACCAGAAGAGGACGUCAUUAGCCCUGAAUCCUCCAAAAAUAAGCAAACUAUUGCAGCUGGCUCGCUUACCAGAAGUGUAUCCUCUAAUAGUAUCAAGACCAUGCAGUCUAUUACCGAUAAUACUACUUCUGACGUGAAGCCAAUUCCGGAUGGAGAUGAUUCACCUAAAGCACUCUUCAGGAAGCAAGCCUGGACUGAAGGAGAUGAAAAGAUAGAAAAUGUAGAGUUUCCAAUCGUUACUGCUAUAGAGCCCCCAAAACAACCAGAUAAGGCUAGUGCCUUUCAAAAACCGAAUGAUACGGAAACAAUUCAACCCUUCCAAACUGAAUUUAUCAAAAAUAUGAUUGAUGAUUCAAUAGAAGAAAUGAGAGAAGCCGUACAUAGGGAUAUCGCAAAUAUGCAUUUUGAAAUGCUGCGACAGUUUCAAUUACAACUAGACGAAAUGAAACGGUCCAUUAAAGAGGCUUCAGUUAAUGAAGAACUACUAGCUGAAGUUGAGAGACUUCGGACUGAAAACGAAAUGUUAAAAAAUAAGCAUUAG